Trichosurus vulpecula (common brushtail) is the source of this 2631-nucleotide messenger RNA. RefSeq names its product alkaline ceramidase 3 (gene ACER3). Gene Ontology annotation, biological process: phytosphingosine biosynthetic process; ceramide metabolic process. The transcript has 11 exons. Bases 106 to 915 code for a protein of 269 amino acids. NCBI's taxonomy places the organism in Eukaryota, Metazoa, Chordata, Mammalia, Diprotodontia, Phalangeridae. Gene Ontology annotation, cellular component: endoplasmic reticulum membrane. The record is from RefSeq and is a predicted model, not a curated record.
GACGCCGAGGAGGCCGAGGAGGCGGAGCCGGCCGGGGCUGCCUGAGUGACGGCGGCGGUCAGCCCGGCUUGGCUUGGCUGGGCUCGGCGGGGAGGCAGCAGCGCCAUGGCCCCGCUGGGGGCGGACCGGGAGGGCUACUGGGGCCCCACCACGUCCACCCUGGACUGGUGCGAGGAGAACUACGCCGUCUCCUUCUACGUGGCCGAGUUCUGGAACACACUGAGUAACCUGAUUAUGAUUCUACCUCCAAUCUGUGGUGCCAUUCAGACAGUCAGAGAUGGACUGGAAAAGCGGUACACAGCUUCCUAUUUGGCUAUUACAGUGGUAGGAUUGGGAUCGUGGUGCUUCCAUAUGACUCUGCAGUAUGAAAUGCAGCUAUUGGAUGAACUACCCAUGAUCUACAGCUGUUGUAUAUUUGUCUACUGCAUGUUUGAAAGUUUCAAGGCCAAGAACACAGUCAAUUACCACCUGAUUUUUAUAUUAAUGCUAUUCAGUUUAAUAGUAACCACAGUUUACCUAAAAGUUAAAGAGCCUGUAUUCCACCAGGUCAUGUAUGGACUAUUGGUUUUCACUCUAGUACUGCGGUCUAUUUAUAUUGUUACAUGGGUAUAUCCGUGGCUUAGAGGACUGGGUUAUACAUCCUUAGGCAUAUUUUUAAUGGGAUUUUUCCUUUGGAAUGUAGAUAACAUCUUUUGUGAAUCACUGAGGGACUUUCGAACAAAGGUGCCACCUUUUGUGGGAGUUUUUACACAGUUACAUGCCUGGUGGCAUAUUCUUACUGGCCUUGGCUCUUAUCUUCACAUCCUUUUCAGCUUGUAUACAAGGACACUUUAUCUACGGUAUAGACCAAAGGUGAAGUUUUUCCUCGGAAUAUGGCCCAUGAUCCUGGUUGAGCCACCCAAGAAGCACUUAUGAGAAGAGGUCCUAUGAAGAAAGCACAACCUCCCACUGCUGGCCUCCUUGCCUUGGGAAGAUAAUCCCAAGACUCUUCAAGUUUCCAUAUUAAAUAAUGUACCAUCCGUUGUGAUAAAAGGAUGAGUCUCUGAACACCACCACCAGGCCAGAAACAGAGUGAGAAGUGGGCGUACUGGGGACUUACUGUGUCUUUUUCUCCCUUAUAGUGUCUGAAAGGACACAAUAUGAUGUUCAUGUAUAUAUUGAAGUGCUGCAGAAAUUGGGCUUCUUUAAUGAGCUAGUCGUUGGUUAUUGUCCAGUGGCCACUGGACAGUGACCUUUUUCCCCCUUUGAUGUGGACUGAAUCUGAUAAUAUGUAACUUUUCUCUAUUAUUUUAAAUGAAUAUGCAAUUGAAUAAUGGAAGUGUUGACUGGGGUGGAGCCAGACUAAGUAUCUAUCCAGAUGCUCAGUAGCGAACUGAAUACUACUUAGCUACAUCACACUUCAUUCAGACACUUGUUGAAGGAAACUUAGAAGGUGCAUUGGGUUCAGCUCAGCCUCUUGAACUAGAUGGUGGUCCACGUUGUCUCUGCUCUCAUCAGGAGCUGCACAUUCUAGCUCAGCCCUGCCACUUCAAUCUGACAUCUGUCACUUCACCCCCUACAGCCCAUUGUGCAGGCUCUUUCCACAUAUCAUUGACCCACAGAGGGUCACAGAUUCACAGCAUCAUUAAUUACAUCACAACCAGGGCCCACCAUAACACUGGGGAUGCCCAUUAUCGUGUCACUUUGGCCAAUGGCCCAAGUCACAAAUGGGUCAUCUGACAUUCCUCUAGCUAGUACUUAACCUCAGCAAUGUUAGUUACCUCCCCAAAACGUCUGAGAACCUGGUUUCACCUUAUUCUCUAUUUUCAAGGACCUAAUUCAUGGUACUAGGCAAGACAUUCUCUCUGCCCUCUAAGGAGGCUGUGCCAAACAAAGCCCAGUACAUUAGGGUUGGAGCUGACAUUCAGGCUGUGAUUUCCUCCUCCUCAAGCUAAUUAAAGGUGAUAUUUCUAACAAGUGUCCACUCUGUUGCCUCCAGCUCCUUCUGAUCUUUGUAGAUCCUCUUUACUUUUGCAUCCUGUUUGUAGUCUAAUCAAACAUGGAGUAGACCUGCCUCUGCUCUGUCCAGCUUUAUUCCUGUGCUUCCAUUAUUUUCAGCUCCAGAAAAUAUCAAUGAACAGCAUACACUGACUUUUCAAAGUAUUCGGUAAUUGUAAAUUCUCUAAGAGACAUGAGACUCACAGUGAAGUUUGCAAGGGGUGAAAUCAUCAAGGGCCUGUUGUGUGGAAAACACCCCCAUAUGUCUGCUCCUCUUAGCAUCUGAGGGAAAUAGGCCAAGAGUUUGAGAACAACGUCAGGCAGUGCCAGAGUACGUCUCUGGACCCCAUCCUCUGCGACCCCAUCAACAGUCAUGUUCUAUCACCAGGUGGCAGCUCAUUCUUGUGUGGUCAGCCAAAGGCUCACCUGCCACUGCACCUUUGCCCAAAGGGGCGCAAGCAAAUGAAUGGUGGUAACAUGCUUGCUUCCUCCAUGGUAUUGCCUUCGUUAGCUCAAGCUGGUACUCUUCAGGCAAAUCUGCUCCAGUUCCUCCUAAUCAAUCUAGUUGUUAAAGACCCUGACCAUUUUUACAGUAUUAAAUAAGUGACCUUAACACAAUUUAAAAUAAACCUGUUUCAGGUUUUUUGGAAUUUG